AACUGGCAUUUAUUACCCCAUCAGGACAGACAGAUAUACCCCUACCCUUACCCUACGACCCAUGGUAACACACGCCUAUGGCACUUGCAACCGGCACUGCGACAAGAAGUUCGGGAACCGUGGGCACCCUCUGACCAUCCACUGAGCUGUUGUGGUGGGGGUAAAAAGGACGAAUUCCCACGCUGCAUUGGAAUUUUACGAAGGUUUUCCGAAAUGGAGGAUCAUUCCAUCAAAAACCACUGACUUGCUCGCACACGCAGGUACGACGGAAAUGGUGAGCCUCCAUGGUAAAAAAACCGGAGGUUGUACUCGGUAGUACUGCAUAGUAGAUCUUUUCUAAAGACUUGAACGUUUGGUGUUUGUGUUGUGUCAGUUUUUGGAUAUACCAGCCAACAUUCUUCUCCAUUUGCAUCAUCGUUUGAUACAAAAACAAGUACCUGCAAGAGAGUUCAAAGACUAUUUGGUAUAGUCUAACUGGAUUCUUGUUGGAAAAUGUCACUGACCAGCGAAGACGAAUUCGAAUGUAAGUCUCAGGAACCUCAGACCACGAUGUCAAAAGCUGAGCUGAGGAAGACCCACAAACCUAUUAUGGAGAAGAGGAGGCGAGCUAGGAUCAACCAUUGUCUAAACGAGAUCAAAAACCUAAUUCUAGAAGCAAUGAACAAGGAUCCUUCUCGUCACUCGAAACUGGAGAAAGCCGACAUCCUGGAAAUGGCUGUAAAGCACCUCCAGAACGUCCAAAGGCAACAGCUGGCUAUGGGCAUAGCAACCGACCCUACCGUUUUGAGGAAGUUCAAAAACGGCUUUAACGAAUGUGCUACAGAAAUCGACAGAUACCUUGGACAGAUGGACGGUGUGGAACCUGUGAUGAAACAAAGAGUCAACAGCCAUCUUCUAAAAUGCAUUGGGGGCAUAGAACACGUCGCCCAGCUAAAUAUUCCAGGCCUAGGGUUUCUAUCAGGAAAUGGGAUAUAUGCUGGUGUAUCUUCCGCAUCAGAAAGUAGUUCUACGGGGGACCAGAAUAAUAAUCCUAGAAUCCAGAUACCACAAGGAAUACAACUUAUCCCAAGCAGGCUACCAAGUGGUGAACUAGCAUUGCUUGUCCCGAACUCCAGUAAUCUUCCAUACUUCCCCACCGUACAAAGACCAAGUGCCUUUGCUGCUGUGAUACCUUCAACCGAAAGCAAGUCAACCAGUCCUCCAGUUAGUCCGCUUGGUAGAGAAGAACUGAAAACUCGAAACCCCUCGCCACAUGGUUUCAGACCGGUACUACCUUCAAAGAGGAAAUUUGGUGACGAUCACCAAGUGCCUCAAGUAUCUUCCACCAUGACGUUAGAACACGGAUUCAGUCAACCAUUGGAGCUGAAGACACUGAAGUUCCCGAUGCAGAAGAAGCUAGUUUCUCCAAAGAAGCAUCCAGAACCACUUGGUGUCAUCACCAAUCAGUCAGAAAGGUACCGACAAGCUCAAAUGAAAGACGACUCUGCUCAUUAUGAGGAGAAUGCUGUGAUACAAGGAAUCAAAAGAAAAUAUUCUGAGGAGCCAGGUCUUCUAUCCAUAGCUCAACCUCAGAAGAUGAUCAAGACACACAUGGUCACUCCUGUGAGUGUCAUACAAGAGACUGGUAAAGUAAUGACAGCGAAAGAAGGUUAUAAAAUUGAAGGACCUUCAUGUUCCAAAGAAGGAAGUAGUACCGAUAAUGGUGAUAUGUGGAGGCCGUGGUGAUUUCGUUGUGAUUUAUAUUUUUGGUUAUGGUACAACAAACAUGUGAUAUAAGAAAGCAAAUUCAGAAAUGUGUUAGCAAGUUUGUUCAGCAAAAUAGAGCUAAAACAAUGUGAAACUGAACUGUUAAGUAUGGCAAAUUUAACCAAUUAGUGGUAGCGUACGCAAUUAUGUCAUUAUGUCUUCCUUAGACCUCAUACUUUGCUUGAAGCUUUGUUGUGCCAUUUAUAAAUCAGUUGCCAGAAAGUGAGAGCAACACCUCUCCUGUAACACAUUUUUUUAUUCUAGACGCUUAUGACAUAUAUUAAAAAGUGAUACUGUAGUGAGCUCUACUUAGUAUGUGCAUCCAUAUUGCGAGCCUAGCGCAGUAGCGAUGACGGGCGCGAAAUAUCAAACAUUAUGAAACGCGCCUUUGCGUCCAUAGUGUAGUGACUGAGGCGGAAGCCUUGGGCGGAGGGACCCAGCGAAAAAGCGCGCGUAGUUUUCAAACGUUCCUGUUCCGCGAUUUCUGGCCACACUACGGGCCUAAUCAGCAAGCGACCUAACGCGGGGUUGCGGCGGUAACAAACCAGUUCGGUCUUGUCGCUCGGCGUAUGCAUGAGUAGAAAAUUGUAAUGGCGGAUACUGAAUUGUUUAUAAGUGCAAUUUAAACUAAACCACCUAUUUGCCAAAGUGAACAUCCGCAGCACAGAUAUUUUACUUAGGAUGUAGUCAAACGGACAUUCGAGUGUACUCAAAAAAUUUGGUAGGCUAUAAUCUCAAUACUUCAUACAAAUGAAAAAAUUCAACAGUUGUUUCUCUGUUUUUAUUCAUUUCGUGCACACCAUCUCGGAUGUUCAACACCUCACAUCUCAGGAUCUGACUGUCUAGUAAAAAUACCAAAUCGCCGUUUAUAGUUUGGGACGUCUGAUAAUACGUCCAACCAGCAGAAGAGGUCGCGUGUCUCUGUGGGCACCACACGCCGCCGCUCGCCGCGCCCGCCUUAGGUCCCAGUCACCGCCUAUUCAGUAUGGACGCAUACUUACUAUGGUCGAGUUUUGUAUCUUUUCAUAAAAACACUGCGCACUUACCAUUCCGAAGCUGGUUCUAUACUCAGCAGCUCAAAGUUAAGCUUUAAUAGUAAUGUGAAUGACUGUACGUCGUAUGUAUUUAUUAUUUUUAGUACUGUUUUGUUUUAGAUACAUUUUUAGGUAUUCAUAGAUAUACGGUGUAAAUCAUCUAAUUUUUGAGAGAAGCGAAAAAUCAUUUUACCAAUAUAUGUUUG
Molecule: messenger RNA, 2986 nt
Organism: Acanthoscelides obtectus
Lineage: Eukaryota; Metazoa; Arthropoda; Insecta; Coleoptera; Chrysomelidae
Source: the annotation of a GenBank genome assembly